Morus notabilis is the source of this 889-nucleotide messenger RNA. Its product is annotated as trypsin inhibitor A. The transcript has a single exon. NCBI's taxonomy places the organism in Eukaryota, Viridiplantae, Streptophyta, Magnoliopsida, Rosales, Moraceae. The record is from RefSeq and is a predicted model, not a curated record. The coding region runs from base 17 to 736 and encodes 239 amino acids. Gene Ontology annotation, molecular function: endopeptidase inhibitor activity.
CCAAAACUAACAAAAAAUGGAAGCUAUUUCUUUAGUUACAGUGUUCCUCCUUUUCCUCUCCUUCACAACAAGAGGAGUCUCCGCCAGGCCCAGCCUUGGCGUUCUCCCUCCUGCAGUCGUUGAUAGCUCGGGAAACGAACUCCUAAAGGGCAAAUACUAUGAUUUGUUGGCUUGGCCUAAUGCUCCAAUUGCAACACUGUACGUCUCCACCAUUUCACCACUCGUAGAAAGAAAUGGAACCUGUUGGGUUCAACACAAAGUCGAAUUAUUUACGAUCGCGACACCGAGUCUUCCGGUAAAAUUCUUCCCUAUCCCACCGGACCAAGAAGACGAAGUUAUCCGAGAGUCCACAUUUCUCAACAUCCAAUUCUCUGACGCCGCUGUAUCACACGUAUGUGGCGACUCAUUGUGGAAGGUUAUUAAUCGUCCCGACCAAGUUUUCGGACAACAAUUUGUGGUUGUUGGUGACAACUCGGGCUUCACCAGGCCCGGUUGGUUUAAAUUUGAAAGAAACUCCGAACAUCCUCGGCGUGAUUACAAGCUUCUAUGGUGCCCUGUCUAUGUGUUGGAUCAAUCUGUGCGCUCAUCAGAUGAUUGCCAAACCAUUGGAAUCUUUGCUGAUAGCGAUGGAAUUGAGCGUCUGUCUCUGGCUGAUACUUCGGUGCCAUUUGCAUUCAGGGCCUCCGCAGAACCACAGAGUGAUCAGUACUUGAAAAUGAGUACUUCUAAUGCUUAAUUUUCAAAAUGAAACUUUGCUUCUUCCGUGUUGUAAUGCAUCUAAUAUCAUUAGAUUUAGAUGCUAACUAUGUAUGUACCUAAAAUAAUGAAUUACUAAAUAAGGAAGAAGGUGGUCUUUUAGUGUUAAACUAAACAUUAUUGAUGUGUGAUA